Stereum hirsutum FP-91666 SS1 is the source of this 807-nucleotide messenger RNA. RefSeq lists its product as uncharacterized. Bases 1 to 807 code for a protein of 268 amino acids. NCBI's taxonomy places the organism in Eukaryota, Fungi, Basidiomycota, Agaricomycetes, Russulales, Stereaceae. The transcript is spliced from 4 exons. The record is from RefSeq and is a predicted model, not a curated record.
AUGGCGGAAUCAUGGGCAUGGGAGCCUUCGAAGAAACCUACUGCGAAGGAGCUGCGGACUAGCCAGCAAGUGAAGGACUUCGCCAUCUGUGUUGAGUGCCUUCUUAUUGCUGUCGACGAAGGUUGCCUCUGUUGUGGGAACAACUCUGCACUUAGUUUCCUCUUCUUCUCUCCAAGCUCACCGCUCCUCGCUGCACCUCCCUCUCCGAGAAGACGCAGUUUCCGAGUGCCGCCGACGAGGCCAGAAUAUCAACGCUCACACAUGACGGCUGUGCUCAAUGGUUGGCUUCACAGUCCUACUCGCAGAUGUCUUACUCCACUCGGCAUGCCUCACUACUUCGGAGAGUCUCUUUUGGCUGAGGUACAGGGCUUCGAGUUGGCGGCAAAAGUGGAAGGGAAGGAGUGGGAAGCAGAGUUCAAGAAGGAGAAGGCGAGAAAAAAGGCGGAGAAGGCUGCGAAGAAGGCACAGAGAAUGGAUGUGGCAGCAGCUAUAACCUCCACCACCAAAGGGGAUUUGUCCAGGGCCGACUUUGGUACUUCUAGUUCCCCGUUCGUGGAUGUUCCACUCAGUCUUUUGUUGAAUAGCGAUGGUCUUCCGGUGCAGUCUGAUGAAUUUUUUAGCCACCUGAAUAUGCAUGUCACCUUGUUCUUGUAUUCGUUGUGUAAGCCAGAGGGAGAGCACAAGGUGCCACAGUCAUGGCAAACCAUGCAUGAUCUGAACCGGACGCCGGUCUGUUACGGUGGAACCCAACUGCCAGAAAAGACAUCGAAAAUUCUCCUGGAUGUGAAUUCUUUGGCCAAGCUCUAA